This is a messenger RNA of Fusarium odoratissimum NRRL 54006, 1401 nucleotides long. RefSeq lists its product as uncharacterized. The record is from RefSeq and is a predicted model, not a curated record. Bases 1 to 1401 code for a protein of 466 amino acids. Gene Ontology annotation, molecular function: FAD binding; oxidoreductase activity. The transcript has a single exon. NCBI's taxonomy places the organism in Eukaryota, Fungi, Ascomycota, Sordariomycetes, Hypocreales, Nectriaceae.
AUGUCUGCUCAAAUCAAGGGCAUUGAAUCGCUUCAAUGCGAAUAUGUCGUCCCUGACAACGAUACACCACAACUUCCUCGUUGGUCCGACACACACAUUCAACGCCCUGCUCUUAUAGUUACCCCAAAGACCGAAGAAGAUGUAAAAGAUGCCAUUCGUGUCGCGAAUGAGAACAAGCUUAUCAUCGUUGCUGCUGGCGGAGGCCAUGGAACGUUUGUCAGCGUGGACCCAGCAUCCCUGUACCUCGACAUGAAGCUCUUCAAGAAGAUUGCACUGAACAAGGAUGAAGGAACUGUGAAGGUUGGUGGUGGCGUCAUCGUCGGAGAGGUACUGAAGACCUUGGCAGACGAGGGCUACUACACUCCCAUUCCCAACUCUGAUGCCGUUGGCUUUGUGGGAAGUAUGCUUGGAGGUGGGAACAGUGCUCAGAUUGGCCUUCAUGGAUGGAUGGUCGACAACAUGGUUUCGUUCCGACUUAUCACUGCUUCAGGCGACAUUGUAGAAGUCGAUUCUUCGUCAAAGGACAAGGAACAAUCUCUCUUCAACGUCCUCUGCGGCGCGGGUCAUGGACUCGGUGUCGUCACGGAGCUGACUGUUUCCGCAUUCCCACUUUCGAGUCUCAACAUGGAGGACAACAAAAUAUGGACAAGGUCGCUCAUCUUUCCUGCUCCAGCACUAGAUAUCGCUAUCAAUGCCUUUCUGGAUCUGAGCCACCCUCCAGCCGAAGGAUACAUGAGCUUGGCGUUUGCACGAAGUCCUCCUGGUACUCCAGCAGCUGGAUCUCCAAUCAUCAUUCUGGGGUACCAGUAUUUUGGUCCUGCUGAGCAGGCUGAGAAAGCAACGACCUUGCUUUUCCAGGACGACGUCGUCAGCAAAACCGUCGUGGCAAACACAGAGCUAUUGCCAUUUGAGAAUGUCAAUGCCAAGAUGAACAUCUACAACUCUCACCACGGCCACAAAACCAUAGCAUCCUGUCGGCUUCACAAAACCACAGCCGAAGCCAUAAAAGCUGGCUUCGAGAAAUGGCGCAUCGCAACGGAGGACUAUCCUGAUGCUCAACAAUCAAGUCUCAUAAUCUCAGCAUACAACAUCGACAAGACUUCAGCGAUCAAGAAUGAGAAGUUCGUAGAGGGCAGGGAUAGAAACAUCAAUGCGUUUAUGGUGAUGGUGGCCAAAGAGGACAAGACAAGAGAAGCGUUUGGGCCAAUUCUGGAUGAUGUAGUUGCGGGUUUUAGAAAGAGUGAUGAGGGGAUGGUGCCGAGAAGUUUUCCGAAUAAUUUGAGGCCUGGGAAGGACUUGAGUGAAAUGUAUGAUACGGAGAGGUUGGAGGUUUUGAGGGAUGUGAAGAAGACUUGGGAUGCUGAUGGCGUGUUUUGGUCGCCUUACUUUAAGGCUGUUUAA